CACCUUCGCUCAUCUUCACUGCAUAUCUGCCUCCUUAAAAACAAAAAUACCAUGGGAAAGCUCCAUACUGUUCUGUGUACUGUUCUAAUUCUCGCGGCGGCGUUCCGGAGUGCGGUGGCGUUCGACUAUUACACUUUCGCGCUGCAGUGGCCAGCUGGCCGAUGCUCUGUACGUGACGUACCAUGUUCCGUGCCCCUGAUCUUCUACUUCACAGUGCAUGGGUUGUGGCCCUCGCUAUACGGGGGAGGCUCGGUCACGCAAUGCGGGUACAAGGACCCGAUUGCUUUAGCGAAUGAGCUAGGUCCCCCUCUCACCGGCGUCUACCUCCCAGCAAGCAUGCCCCAGAUUUUGGAUUUUCAAAACCGGUCAGGUGACCCUGAUCAAAACUUUUGGGCAGACCAGUGGAACGAGCAUGGCAGCUGUUCCGAACUGGCGCCGGUUGAUUACUUCCUAGAAAUACUCCGGCUGACGAGGGACAUCGACCUCCUCCAGGAGUUGGAGAGCCAAAAUAUUGUGCCGGGUGGAACCUACUUGGUGGGCGAUUUUGUGGCCGCACUCCCAAACCGCACCGCCUUGAUCGAGUGCCAGAUAGAUUUGAACGGGAGGUAUUUUCUCCUCGAGAUCCGCGUCUGCUACGACGCUGGACGGGAAGCAAUGCCUUGCCCCACCCCGGAUUACGAUUCCUGCGGAGGUCCUAUGAGCCCCGUUGACUUCACCGGGAUGUGAUUAAGCUUGGGAAUAAGGGAACUUAAUUGUUGGGAUUAGGACUACUUGAACACGGUUGUUGUUUUAUUACAAAUAAAGUGAAGUUGUCUGUUCUCGUUAAGUCUCUAUUUGGUCCUUGUUGUCUUAAAGUAUGGUUAGUUGAAAAAGCAGGCUGUUUAAGGUUGUUAAGGCUAUUUAUUUAUGUAGUAUCUCCUUCGUUGCCAAACAAACAAACACAAACGCAUCAUUCUCCAUCAAACGUAACUCCAAAAGGAAAAAGUACCCCACAAACAAACACAUCAUUCUCCAAUCCAUCAACGUAGAACACCAAAAAUGAAUCCCAAAGUGCCUUUCCAUUAUCAAAUUCUCUGUCAUUCCUUUAUCAUCACUCACAUCGGCCCACCACACAAUUAUCAAAAGGAACUACGUACUAAUCUAUUUGUGACACCACAAAUCACACUUAAAUUAGUAUUUCCCCUAAUUAAUUACCCUUCCCCUUACAUAAUUGCAUUUAUAUCUAUUACACCUAUCAACUCAUCCCACCCAAAUCUCCCAUCUCUCUCACCCUACUCGCCUGCAAAGCAUCACAAGAGACCACACCCAUCAUUUACCAUCUUGUCACUCCAUCAUCAUGGAACAAUAUUAGCAGACCCACCUCCUAACAACCAUACCCAAGCCAUGAGAAUUGAGCUGGCCAAAUUAAUGGUGGAUGGAGUGAAAUGGUAAAACCACUAGUGUCGGUAAUCUCUCCUAUAACUUCAAUCCCCCUCCUUCAUAUUAUGUAAGACUCCAUUCUCCCCCAACCGUACAUGCAUCAAACCAUGACUCCCUCCAUGUUAUUUCUCAUCUUCUUCCUGCCAUUUGGACUUCCACAGAAUCACCAUCUCGUCCUUCAUCACCAUCAUCAACCUCGUUGCAUCCAUCAAAGCAUUUCGAUGUCGUCAUGUGGCCAUUAUCAUCAACGCCGGGAAAUGACAAUGAGACCAGCCGCCACUUCCUUAGUCUCUUCCACUCUCUCUCUCUCUCUCUCGACAAGUAGGCAUUAUCGAUGAACCUACAACCGUCUUUCAAGCUUCAAAGCUAUGUAGUUAGUUAACCAUAGUUGUUUUCCCGUUGUAGCUUCGGCAACAAAGAUACGUGGUGACCGAAUGACGAUCUAAUCAAGGAAUAGAAUCCCUAGUGACUCUGAUAUAGCUCUAGGCACGAAUACGAGGUAAGAAAGCCCAAUCCCUCCCGUUAAAAUCGACGUUUAUACGUACGAUUGAUACUGAGUUCUAGCUUUCUGGGAUACUAUCGACGGAGUUCCAGGAUUUUUGCAACGUGUUAGUUACCGUCGCGAAAGGCUUGCCAAGCAGAGGCUGUGGUCACUCUUUUGGGACCGGCUAACAUGAUCUUUAGUGUCGGAUUCCGUGUCUGGCACUAAAGGAGCUGUAGCUUUACAAUUUCUUUGCCUAGGUUAAUAUGUGUUAAUUAUUUUAAUUGAUUUAAUCUUAUUCGAAUAAGAAUUAAGAUGUCAG
Linum trigynum is the source of this 2222-nucleotide messenger RNA. The record is from the annotation of a GenBank genome assembly. NCBI's taxonomy places the organism in Eukaryota, Viridiplantae, Streptophyta, Magnoliopsida, Malpighiales, Linaceae.